Molecule: messenger RNA, 1371 nt
Organism: Mus caroli (Ryukyu mouse)
Lineage: Eukaryota; Metazoa; Chordata; Mammalia; Rodentia; Muridae
Gene: Fam124b
Product: family with sequence similarity 124 member B
Cellular component (GO): nucleoplasm
Source: RefSeq, a predicted model, not a curated record
AUGGAUGAGAUACAGGAACCUCUAGCCUUGACUGUGCAUCUUCUUGCUGACACUGGGAACGGUUUCCUUCUGCAGCAGGCUCUGGACCAACUACUGGAAUGUAUCUGCCCAGAGGUGCGUCUCUUCCUGGUGUCUGAACGUGCCAGACCGGUGAAUUACCAUGAAAAGUACCACCCGCGGAGGGCCCGCUUCCCAGGAAUGUCUGUUUUGCUCUUCCUUCAGGAAAGCCUGGGACAAGAACGGUUGUUUCGAGUCUUGGACUUCCUACGGCGUUCACCCUGGCAGGGUUUCCCUACCCAGCAUGCACAGGGGAGGUCUUGUUCUUAUCUCCCUGCCAAUCAGGAAUUCUACAGUCUGCACAACCAGAUGCCAGUGUGGGGCAUGAGGCCGGUGAAUUGUGGCACUGAUAUCCUCAGGGUGACUCUGUACUGCAGUUUUGAUAACUAUGAAGAUGCCAUCAGACUCUAUGAGAUGCUUCUACAGAGAGACGCCACUGUGCAAAAGAGCGACUUCUGUUUCUUUGUCCUCUAUGCCACCGAGGGCUUCAGCCUGCAGCUAUCUCUGAAGCAGCUGCCCCUGGGAAUGUCAGUAGACCCCAAGGAGUCUUCUGUGCUGCAGUUCAGGGUUCAAGAGAUCGGGCAGCUCGUGCCCCUUCUACCCAAUCCGUGUGUUCCCAUCAGCAGCGCGAGGUGGCAGACUCAGGACUAUGAUGGCAAUAAGAUUCUGCUGCAGGUCCAGCCGAAGCCAGGAGUUGGCGUUAAAAAUGGUGAGCAUCCCUUCUUGAACAGCUGCUUGAGAGGUGACACACAUCCACAGGACUCCAGCCUGAACUCUGUCUCCACACAGAGAACCUUGGAGCCAAGGAGCCGGAGAAGGAGCAGGAGCCGGAGGUUCAAAGUACAUUCGCUGGAGCUUCCACAACCCAGUGGCUCAUGGGAAAACUCUACUGACCCUUUGUGGAGAAGGCUUGGCUGGUCCACCCUGGCCGACAGCUCCGCUUCAGGCAUGCAGCAGUGCCGACUGUCUAUUCCCAUAGAACCCAAGAUGGGAAGGAACACUCUUAGGGAAGAUGGCUUUGAGAAGCUCGAGGCGGAGACAAAUGUUGACACUGGCUUCACCAUCAUCAAUUCCGAAUCCAGGCGAUCCUUUCCGAGCAGAUUUCCCAGGGAUUUUCAGAGCAGCCAACCACCACGCUGCUUGUCAGGCUCUUCCUUAGAGGUAACUGCUUCCCCAAACCAAGGAGUCUUUAAGGAUAGACUCCACCCUCUGACACUUCCUAGUCAAAGGGACUUUGGUGCAAAGAAGGUCAUCUCAAACUGUUCUCAUCAUCUGCUGGCCCAGGGCGAAGAGAAAGAAGAAUUCUUUAUAUAG